CGGGGGCGGGUGCAAGCGCGGGACAGGGCCUCUGCGCCCGGCCCCCCCACCCCGCCUUGAGCAUAAAAGCAGCCGCAGGCUGUGGGGCUCCACCACGCCGUCCACGUGCGCCUUGCAGUCUCUCCAUUUCUCGCUUGAGAUCUCCAGCCUCACCGCGGCUCGAAAUGGACCCCAACUGCUUCUGCGCCACUGGUGUCUCCAGCGCCUGCGCUGGCUCCUGCAAGUGCAAAGAGUGCAAAUGCACCUCCUGCAAGAAGAGCUGCUGCUCCUGCUGCCCCGUGGGCUGUGCCAAGUGUGCCCAGGGCUGCGUCUGCAAAUGGGCGUCGGAGAAGUGCAGCUGCUGUGCCUGAUGUGGGGACAGCUCUGCUCCCAGAUGUAAAUAGAGCAACCUGCACAACCUGGA
Molecule: messenger RNA, 403 nt
Organism: Rhinopithecus roxellana (golden snub-nosed monkey)
Lineage: Eukaryota; Metazoa; Chordata; Mammalia; Primates; Cercopithecidae
Product: metallothionein-1E-like
Exons: 3
Coding region: 165-350 (61 amino acids)
Molecular function (GO): metal ion binding
Source: RefSeq, a predicted model, not a curated record